AGGAUCCCGCUCUCGGAGCCAUACAUUCAAGGAAAUAUUUCCGCAGUGAACAUCUUCUUUCGAAGCACAGCCUAUGAGCGCCAUGAGCAACAGAAGCAGCUACAAACUGCUGAUUUGCUAUCGAAUAUUGCUGGAAGCAUGGGAUUGUUCCUCGGCAUGAGCACAGUGACUCUGCUCGAGAUUUUCAUUUAUUUGUUCAAAUCUGUCUGGGGUACGGUGAAUACGGAACGACAGAAGCAGUUCAUGGAAGCGAUGAUGGAAGAAGAGAACGAACGACGGCAGAGCCUCGGUUAUUGUGGAAGAACCGCAUCGAAAGGUAGUGUGAUGCUCUUGAAUAAGCUCAGACUCACAUGUCGUCCUGUCACUGCCAGAUCUUGGCAGGUAACACACACAAGAUCUAUGGGCACAAUAACCUACGUGAUAUUACGGGCAAAAAAGUCAGGCGCUACACGUAGCCUGUUUGCAAGGAACACGGCCAGGGCUAUAGUCCUCAUCCGAGCACGCACCCAUCCAACGCCCAGCUUUCCACAAGCGAAGAACCAGCUGAUGAUGGCGCUGGGCAUUCUCACAAACGACCUUCGCGAAGAAUUUCUGUUGUACCCCUCCACAUUCACAUGGACAAAAGAGGAAGCACCAAUGUGA
Messenger RNA from Ostertagia ostertagi, 642 nucleotides. The record is from the annotation of a GenBank genome assembly. Lineage: Eukaryota; Metazoa; Nematoda; Chromadorea; Rhabditida; Trichostrongylidae.